AUGGAUUUGUAUCACCGGUCAUUUUCUGGUUCCACGGAUGGAUGUGAGCCAGAACAGGAGUCUCUUUCUGCCUAUUCAGAUCCUAAUUCGGUUACAGGAUUCCAACUUGAAGAUGUGAACCGACAAUAUGAAUACGCGAAUGUUCUCCCCAUUUCAGAUGGUCCAGCCCCUGCAAUUCACUCCACGAAUUUGUCUGUGAGCUGUAGUGGAGAUCCUACAGAAAAAUAUGAUUUCUGUGACUCUGUUCUCAAGUACAUAGACCAGGUCUUAAUGGAAGAUGACAUGGAAGACAAGGCCUCCUUGAUUGAGGACUCCACUCUUCAUGCUGCUGAGAAAUACUUCUAUGAUAUACUUCAUGAAAGAUAUCCUUCCUUGCCCAAUCUGGUGAUGCCUCGUGAGGAAACAACUAGCGCCCAAUGUAGCAGCAGUUACGGUGGCAGCUCUUCCGAUGCUGACAACUUGGUUAAAUUUGGUGCAAGUAUAUCUCCUCUUAUGCACAAUCCUUCUGUCUACCAUUCAUUACUGACUAGAGAGAACCCGAGGAACAUUAUACCUAGUGAAAAUGGCGUAACUUUUAAUUUUGAGAACAACAGAUUAGCAUCAGCUAUAGCAAAGGAAAAGGUUUGGCAAAUGACACCCAAGCUGGAAAAGGAUGAAGGGGACUGGCAGGGUAGUUUAUUGAGGGGAAGAAAAAGUCUUCACCGAGAGGAGAGUGCCUUAGACGAAGGGAGAAGUAAGAAGCAGUCGGCAGUAGAUGUUGAGGAGUCUGUUUUACAUGAGAUGUUUGAUAAGGUAUUGUCCUUUGGCGAGUCUGCAUUACACACUUCUGAUGAUGACCUGCCAACCGAGGCAGGUAGAAAGGGGCAACAAUAUGAGCAAGCAAAAAUAUAUGAUGAAGAAAGAAAUUACCAUAAGAAAGGAAUUGUGAAAAAGGAAGCACUUCAUAUGAGGCGACUCCUGAUACAGUGCAUGCAAUCUGUGGCAGACAAUGAUCUGAUGACAGCAAUUAAACUACUGAAGCAUAUAAGGUUGCUUGCAUCUCCACUAGGUGAUGCAUCCCAGAGGUUGGCUCAUUACUUUGCUAGUGCUCUCGAGGCACGCUUGGCCAGUUCUAGGACCCCAGAAUAUAAACGCUUUUCUGUCCAGAGCUUAGUGGAAACUGAUGUUUGGAAAGCUCAUAAAUUGUACUUUUCAGCUUUGCCUUUCAUGGGGAUUUCUUAUUUCGUUGCAACCCAAAUGAUCAUGGAACUGUCUGAGAAAGCUACUUGUCUUCACAUUAUUCAUUUUGGUAUUAUUCUUGGCCUCCAAUGGCCCCCACUUAUUCGGCGUUUAUCUGAAAGACCUGGUGGACCUCCCAAGCUUCGCAUAACGGCAGUAGACCUUCCCCAAAUUGGUUUCAGACCAGAUGCAAGGGUUAAGGAAACAGGACGGCGUUUAGCAACUUAUUGUGAGAAGUUAAAGGUUCCAUUUGAGUACAAUGGCUUCGGACAAAAAUGGGAAACUGUUAGUGUUGAGGAUCUCAGGAUUCAGAACGAGGAGGUGCUUAUUGUUAAUAGUUUGUACCAAUUUGAAUACUUACUUGAUGACACAGUCAUGGAGCGUAGUCCAAGGGAUGCUGUUUUAAACUUAAUCAGGAGGAUUAAUCCAGAUAUUUUCAUACAUGGAGUAGUUAAUGGCACCUAUAAUUCCCCAUUUUUUGUAUCACGGUUCCGCGAGUCUCUCUUUGAUUUCUCUUCAAAGUUUGAUAUGUUGGAUGCUAAUUUGCCGCGUCAUAAUCAGGAUAGAAUCAUACUUGAGAGGGAAAUAUAUGGGCAGGCCAUUUUGAAUAUCAUAGCAUGUGAAGGGUUAGAUAGAGUUGAAAGGCCAGAGACAUACAGGCAAUGGGAGAUUCGGACACUCAGAGCAGGGUUCAAGCAGUUUCCUUUGAAUCAGGAGAUUCUUAAGGAAGUAAGAGAUAAGAUCAAAUCAUCGUACCACAAGGACUUUUUUAUCGACAAGGCCGACAAGUGGAUGAUAUAUGGAUGGAGAGGUCGAGCCUUCUUUGCCAUCUCAUCUUGGAAGCCUGCCUAG
This is a messenger RNA of Diospyros lotus (date-plum), 2070 nucleotides long. Its product is annotated as scarecrow-like protein 14. The record is from RefSeq and is a predicted model, not a curated record. Gene Ontology annotation, biological process: regulation of DNA-templated transcription. The coding region runs from base 1 to 2070 and encodes 689 amino acids. The transcript has a single exon. Gene Ontology annotation, cellular component: nucleus. NCBI's taxonomy places the organism in Eukaryota, Viridiplantae, Streptophyta, Magnoliopsida, Ericales, Ebenaceae. Gene Ontology annotation, molecular function: DNA-binding transcription factor activity; sequence-specific DNA binding.